Molecule: messenger RNA, 2242 nt
Organism: Clupea harengus (Atlantic herring)
Lineage: Eukaryota; Metazoa; Chordata; Actinopteri; Clupeiformes; Clupeidae
Product: von Willebrand factor A domain-containing protein 5A-like
Exons: 13
Coding region: 410-2149 (579 amino acids)
Source: RefSeq, a predicted model, not a curated record
UAAAUUAUUUCUCCUUUCUGCUCUGCUUUAUUUCACGUUUGCUUUCGGUGAGGGGAAUUGCGUGGUCAUUCCAUCCGGAGAAAAAUUCCAUUUGUAAGUGUAGGCUAUAGCUCCUGGUUACUGUAAUGAAAGAACGACCACUGUAAUUUAUCAAAAUAAUCUUGAUUAAAUCAAGAAACUGUUGAUCUUUGUUGUUUAUUCCGGGUUUGUCCCGGAGACGAGCACAUUAGCCAAUACAAGAUGGCUCUAGUUUAGAGCCUGAUCGAGUUUAGCAGGCUAUUUCCUCAGUAUUUGGAAUGCAGGGGUGGUGCUAGACUGGAAUGCUCAUGCCCACUGUUGAAAUAAAAGGUCCCUUGCUAAAUUUGUAGGCUUUGCUUCCACUUUAAUAUUGGAGAGCUGAAGCGUCAACAUGGUGAACUGCUGUGGUCUGGUUACGGUCAAGAAUGAGCCAGUUCCUCUGAAGGGCGCGGCGGUGGAUGUGUGUGUGCAGGGACAUGUAGCCACAGUGACCUCCACUCUGCUGUAUGUGAAUGGAGAAGAGCGCCCCCUGGAGGCUGUGUUUGUGUUCCCCCUACCUGGAGAAUGUGCCCUCUGCCACUUCAGUGCCAAAUUAGGAGACACAGAGGUGGUGGCAAAGCUGCAGGACAAACAGAAGGCACGGGAGCAGUAUGAUGAUGCGUUGAGCUCAGGCCAUCAGGCUUUCCUGCUGGAGGAGAGUGAUCAGAGCCCAGACGUGUUCCAGGUGAACGUGGGCAGCCUGCCUCCAGGAGAGAGCGCUGCCAUCACUCUGGUCUACAUCUCAGAGCUGGCCAUGCAAGCUGAUGACGCCCUGCUCUUCUGUCUGCCUGCUGUGCUCAACCCCCGCUACACACCCCAGGAAAUGGACAGGAGUAAAAUGGCCACUGUUACAUCAGUCCCAGCUGGUAGGGUGCCCUACACUUUGGCUCUGAGUGCUCACCUAUCCUCCCCCCAGCCCAUCUCUAAAGUGGAGUCCAACUGUGCUCUGGAGCCACUGGUUUACCUAAACGCAGACAAAACACAGGCAACGGUGAGUCUCUCUUCAGGCCACGUGUUUGAUCGGGAUGUGGAGCUGUUGCUGUAUUACCAGGAUGCUCAUAAGCCCACUGCCAUAGUGGAGGGUGGACAGGACAGUACUGAGCCAGGCUCUUUCAUGGGUGACCAUGUAGUUAUGCUCAGCUUUUACCCAGAGUUCCCUGCUGCAGUAACAUCCUCACUUUCCACUUGUGGAGAGUUUAUUUUUGUGGUGGACCGAUCAGGCAGUAUGGACUGCAGAAUGCACUCAGGAAAAGACGCAAAGAUGCGCAUCGAGAGUGCCAGGGACACACUACUCCUUCUCUUGAAGAGCCUUCCCAUGGGCUGCUUUUUCAACAUCUACGGCUUUGGAUCCCAUUUUGAAAGUUUCUUCCCGAAGAGUGUGGAAUACAAACAGAAGACUGUGGAGGAGGCUCUUAAGAAAGUAAAGGGAAUCAGUGCAGACAUGGAUGGCACUGACAUUUUGGAGCCUCUGAAACACCUCUACAGCCAGCCCUGCAUUCCCAGUCACCCCAGACAGCUCUUCAUUUUCACUGAUGGAGAAGUGGGAAACACUAAGCAGGUUUUGGACUUGGUGAAGCUGAAUGUCAAUUCUCACCGGUGCUUCUCUUUUGGUAUCGGAGAGGGCGCCAGCACUGCUUUAAUCAAUGGCUUAGCCCAGGAGGGCUCUGGGCAUGCUCAGUUCAUCACCGGAACAGACCGCAUGCAGCCCAAGGUGAUGCAGUCUCUCCGCUAUGCACUGCAGCCAGCAGUGAAGGACAUCUCUGUUGACUGGGACCUUCCAGAUGCUGUGUCAGUCACCACUUUGUCUCCUCCACUCAAAGUGCUCUUCCAUGGCCAAAGGGCUCUGCUGUAUGCUCAGCUCAAGGGAGAGAGUGACUCUCCACCGGCUGGGGGCUCGGGCCCUGAUUCGCUCGCUGGAGGUGGAGGAGAGGGCAGGAGGGCCAGAGGCGGCGGCCCUGAGAGAGAAGCUGCUGCAGCUCAGCCUGCAGUCUGGAGUCAGCAGCACACACACUGCCUUCAUCGCCAUCCACAAGGGCAGCGGACAGGCUGUGCAGGGACCAUUGCUCCGCAGAACCAUACCAACCCCAAGUAACAUGACGUGUGAUUUAAGGGGAAUGGCUCUUGGUUUGGGUGCACCUAUCCAUGUGGAUGCACCAAUGGCCAGACGGGCCCCAAUUCUAAGGGG